CGUGCUGGGGCUCCUUUGGGCUGGCUGCCUUUGGCCGGCGAGGGGCGUGUUUGUGGGCCGGGAUUCAAGGCGGCGAGAGAGAGAGAGAGAGAGCGAGAGAAUCCGAAGCAGCCUCCUCAGGCUCGGCAGCAGCGGCCAGGCUGUGCUGGGCCCGGGGUCCCCCUCGGCUGCCUGUGGCCCCUGGAGGCCUUUCUGGAGGGUCCAGGAUGAAGCGUGUCCGCUGGCCUGGUCGGGCCCUUCUUCAUCUUCUUCCUCCCUCUCCUGCUCCUCCGCUGCUCCUCCGCUGCCUGGCGCUGCUGCUCUGCUGGGGGCUGCUGGGGCUGGGGCUGCUGGGGCUGCUAGGCUCCCCGAAGGGGCGGGCGGGGGAAAGGGCACCGUGCCCCAGCAGCAGCAGGGGCCUCCUGCUCCUCCCGGAGGGCCUGGGCCCCUGGGGCUGGGAAGAGGAGGCUGGGGCUGAGGGAGAGCGCUGGGGGGACGAGGGAAGGAAGCGGCGCCGGAGGCAGAUCUACCUGCACGCCAGCUGGCGGACGGGCUCCUCCUUCGUCGGGGAGCUCUUCCAGCAGCACCCGGAGGUCUUCUACCUCUACGAGCCCAUGUGGCACCUCUGGCAGGCCCUCUAUCCAGGCGAUGCCCUCAGCCUGCAGGGCGCCCUCCGGGACAUGCUGCGCUCGCUCUUCCGCUGCGACUUCUCCGUCCUGGCCCUCUACUCCUCCGCCCCGCAGGGCCCCGAGGAGGAGCCGGGAUCCCCGCUCUGGAGGGCGCCCAACCUGACCACCCGGAGCCUCUUCGGGUGGCGGACCAACAAGGUCAUCUGCUCGGCCCCUCUCUGCCGGGACUCGCCCUUCUCCCGCAGCCGGGUGGCCUUGGUGGAGGGCGCGGCCUGCGAGCGGAGCUGCCCCCCGAGGGCCCUGGAGGAGCUGGAGGCCGAGUGCCGCAAGGCCCCCGUGGUGGUCAUCAAGGACGUCCGCCUCCUGCAGCUGGCCGCCCUGGCCCCCCUCCUCCGCGACCCGGCCCUCGACCUCCGCGUGGUCCAGCUCUUCCGCGACCCCCGCGCCGUCCACAACUCCCGCCUCAAGGCCAAGCAGGCGCUGCUGCGGGAGAGCAUCCAGGUCCUGCGCAGCAAAGACCGGCCCCGACGGCUCCCGCAGCCUCCUCUUCCCCAUCAUCAUCCCCAGCCGCAGCCCCCUCGGGCGGAGGUCUUCCUGGGCUCGGCCCUGGAGGUGAUCUGCCAAGGCUGGCUGCGGGACCUGCUCCUGGCCCGGCGGGGAGGGCCCCCGUGGCUCCGGCGCCGCUACACCCAGCUCCGCUACGAGGACCUGGUGCGGGACCCCCGAGGGCAGGCCCGCAGGCUGAUGGCCUUCGCCGGGCUGCAGGCCCCCGAGGCCCUCCAGGACUUCGCCCUCCACAUGGCCCGAGGGGAAGGGGGAGCCCAGUCUUCCGAGGCCGCCCCCAAGCCCUUCCUGCUCUCCCCCCGCGACGCCAGGCAAGGCCUCCACGCCUGGAGGGAGCGCCUCAGCCGGGCCCAGGUCCAGCAGGUCGAGAGGGACUGCCUGGGGCCCAUGCGCAUCCUCCGCUACCCCCUCAGCACCAGCCCCGACGCACCCGCACCCGACCCAGGUUAAUUGGCAAGCAGCUAACGUGUGACAGAGAAAAUGGAAGAGGAACUAUGCAUUCCACAGACACUGGAACCAUCAGUGAAUUGCAACGUCUACUGUAGGUUCUGCACGGCAGAAUGAAUACUGACUAGCUUUAAGGAAAUGGAUUUCACUGUAAAAAUUACUUCCCCAAAUGCACAUGAUAAAUUGUAACAGUGGGGACCCACCAGUGAUAUGCUUUAUCUCCCAGCUUCAUUUUGCCAGUGUAUGGUCAGUUUUAAUUACUGGUGCUUCUGAGCAGACUUAUUUUUUAUGUACAUCUCAUAGAAGAUUUCAACAGAGUAUCUAGAUUGAGAUCCAGCAUUCCGCCUAGAGAAGGUAUUGAAAUGACAGUAGCUUUUAAGUCAUUCCAACUUCACAUCGUUUUACUUUUUUAAAAGUUUGUCCUUCAUUUUUUCCUUUCCUUUGAUUUUCUCCUUUUUCUAAUAAGUUUACAAGCAAAAAAGAAAAUGGAUACCACUAAUGGGAACCAAUAAGUGAAGAACAAUGAUGAUUUGAAAGCAAGACACAGAUUUUUAUUGUUUUCUAUGGGCUCUUUUCAAAAUAAACAUUUAGACUGUGACUGAACUGCCAAAACAGAAUUUCAUUUCUCAUGAAAUUUAUAUUUGACCUUAAAAAAUAAAGUGACUAUUGGUGCUAAGAA
Sceloporus undulatus (fence lizard) is the source of this 2298-nucleotide messenger RNA. RefSeq names its product carbohydrate sulfotransferase 7 (gene CHST7). The record is from RefSeq and is a predicted model, not a curated record. The transcript is spliced from 2 exons. Lineage: Eukaryota; Metazoa; Chordata; Lepidosauria; Squamata; Phrynosomatidae. Gene Ontology annotation, biological process: N-acetylglucosamine metabolic process. Bases 207 to 1622 code for a protein of 471 amino acids. Gene Ontology annotation, molecular function: chondroitin 6-sulfotransferase activity; N-acetylglucosamine 6-O-sulfotransferase activity.